AGGGCUCAGGGGUCACGGGCUAAAGGCUGUUUCCUCUAAUAGGAAGAGAGCUGUCAUUUAAGGUAUUAGCUGUCUAAUCUUAGCUGUAACCCCCCCUCCCCCGGGCUGUUUUUCUGGGUUGGGGAUGCCAGGCGCAUAGGUUAUAGUACACAGUGUUACUGCUACAGCUGCUACCUACAUGCUGUCUGUCUGUGGGAGAGGAGAGAGGUAGAAUGAGACUUGCAGGUGUGUAUACGAACAACCCAUGGAGCAGGAAACCUUGGAAACCUUGGAGAUUAUUGAGAGGGGAGAGAGGUCUGUCAGCAGCAGUACUGAGGCCACGCCCCCAUAUGGCUACCAGCUAGACCUGGACUUCCUGAAGUAUGUGGACGACAUACAGCGUGGCAACACCAUCAAGAGGCUGAACAUCCAGCGGAAAGCCAGGCCUGUCCGGCCGGCGGCGGGACCCGUGCCCAGGGGAGGUUGCUCUGGUGGGGGCAGUGAGUACAGUGGGCAGGGCCAUGCUGAAUGGACCUCCACAGGCUCCCUACCCUCCUCCAGUGAAGAGGCACAGCAGAGUCCCCUCUUCUACCCCUCCCCACAGCAUCACCCUCCCCCCACCCUGAUUUACCACGCCCAUGCCCCUCUCCCGUCCUGUGAGCCUCCCCUUCCUCCCCUACCCCCUGAGGGCUACCUGAGCCUCCCCGCCGAACCCAAUCAACGGCCCCAGCCCCCCUCUCCGUGGGAGCCUCCCCUCCUCAACCCCCAGGUUGAGAAGACCCUGAUGGAGACGAGGAGGAGGUUAGAACAGGAUCGCCUCCUCAUGCAGCCCCCCUCCCCCUCCGGACCCCCAAGCCCUGCUCCUCGCCACCGCCUGGCGUCCUUCGGAGGGAUGGGGGGGUCCAGCACCUCCCUGUUCUCCCCUAGCACCCCCCAGCCCCUGCUGCCCAACGGGGGUGGAGGUAGUGGAGAGUACAACCCCUACUACACUUCCAUGGGUUCCUCUAUCCACCACAGCCCCAUGUCCUCAGGCAUGACCACGCCGGCCAGCAACGUGUCUCCGCUCCACCUGCAGCACAUCCGGGAGCAGAUGGUGGUGGCCCUGCGGAGGCUGAAGGAGCUAGAGGAGAAGGUGAAGACCAUACCUGUCCUGCUGGUGAAGAUAGCCGUGCUGCAGGAGGAGAAGAGACAGAUGACCUGUCAGAAGAACCAGAGGCUGGGGGUGGGGGGCGUAGUGGGGGGGGGGUUCAGGAAGAGGUCCUAUAGCGUGGGCAGUGCUGACCAGCUGGACCCCCAGACACAUACCCUGCAGACCCAGGAGCUGCACAUCAUGGAGCCAGAGGGCCAGGAGGGUCAGGGCCAUAGUCAGAGUACCAAGGGGAUGGAGGAGUUCAGGAGGCUGGCUGCAGAGGUCCGAGCCCUGGGGGCGAACAGCCAGGAGCAAGGCUCUCACCAGGCCAGGCAGACCCAGACCCACAAUAACAACAACCAGCUCACCUCCACGGCAGUCGGCCCAGAUGAGAACAUGAACGACGCCACGGUGGUCGCCCAGAGGAAGUCGCCGGUGAUGACGACGGUACAACAACGACACUUCUACCGUGACGUCGGAAUGGCGACGGAGCAGCGUGAGACGCGCAGUGCUGGGACGGGCGUGACGGAAGCCAUGUUGGGCGUGACCAGCGAGGUGGAGGCAGAGUUAGACUUGCAGCAGCAGACCAUCGAGGCCCUGAAGGAGAAGAUCUACCGGCUAGAGGUGGACCUGAGAGAGACCACCCACCUGAUGGAGAUGUCCAAGCUGAAGCUAGAGCUGCAGGCCGCUGGGGGAGCCAAUAGGAAGAGGGCUGAUAAAGGCUGCCAGGUGCGGCCAGACACCUACAGCAUGGCCUGCCAGGCGCGGCCAGACACCCAGAGCACUGGCUCAGAGACCUGGCGAGUCCAGACAAACAGCCAGGGAGUGGGGAACCAUCUAGAGACCAGCCAUGCCUCCACAGGAGAGACCCUCCACACUGUAGGGGUAGGGGUGUCCUGUCAACCCAGCCUGAGACACACUGCUUCGGGACCUGACCUGCCUAUGGAGAGAUGGCUGGUGCAGGAGAGGGUAGAGGUGCAGGACCAGUGUGUGGGUAGGCAGUUGGAGGUGUGUGACCAGGGGGUGGGGGUGGAGGUGGGGCUGUGUGACCAGGGGGUGAACACUGAUGAGGAAGUAGACAGUCUAGAGCUGUGUAAGUCCCGGGAGACAGAGGCCAGGGAGAGGGCGAGCAGGUCGGUGGGCGUUGGGGAGUGUUCUAGAGACGUCGCUGUCAGACAGCUGGGGACUAACCCUGUCCUGGGCGUCACCACGGACUCUGCUGUCAUGGUAACCCCAGACACAGCCUCCCAAUACACCAGCACCCUACUGGAGACCGCUAGCCAACACACCAACACAGAGACAGUGGUGCUAGUUGACGGCUGUACCAACACUGCCCUGGUUCACACUGCUGAGAAACACACCAGCACGCUAACCAAUCACACAAGGACUGUCGCUGUGGGCGAGGGGCUGGUCAAAGACCCACAGACCGUUCCCAAAACCAGGUCUAUUGCCGUGGGAAACACAGCGGAGAGAGACGGCAGUCCAGAGGAGGCAUGGUCGGUCCAGACCAAAGAGGUGGGCGUCGGCCUGGUCGGCAUCCACACCAACUUCCUGGUCGGCCUGAAGACCCGGAACAUUGCCUGUGGCCCCUCCCACCUGGACGGAACCGCUGUUGCCGAGGAGACCAUUGCCGUGACGACUGUUGUACCACCCCAGGCCCAGGCCAUACCACCACCCCAGCAGGUGGAGGGGGGGGCAGGACUAGACCACUACAUAGAGAGGCUUCAGAAGCUACUUCAGGAACAACAGAUGCUAUUGACUGAGAACUACAGUGAGCUAGCGGAUGCUUUCGGACAGCCCUGCUCUUCUCAGUUCACCCACUUUGGUUCUAUCAACAGCCAGCUGGUCAACACUCUGACGUCUAUCAACUCUGUCAUGAAGUAUGGCAGUGCUGAGGAUCUGAGGACACAGCGAGAUGACAGCAGCACCGCUACAGGUGGUAAGAGCGCUCUGAAGUCCAUCAUGAAGAAGAAAGAUGGCCGCCAGGGUUCUUUGGGAACCAAGAAGAACCUGCAGUUUGUAGGAGUCAAUGGAGGGUACGAGACAACGUCGAGUGAUGAAUCAGAGGACAGCAGCUCCUCUGAAACAGAGGAGGAGGAGGAGGAGGUGUUCGGAGGAGGAGAGGAAGCUGAAGAAAGGAACACAGAGGAAUUCCAGAACGAGGGAGCAGUGGAAUGGGAAGGAUGAAGAGGAGGGAGGAGGAGAGAAGCAAGAGAUGAGAGAGAGGUU
Molecule: messenger RNA, 3337 nt
Organism: Salvelinus sp. IW2-2015
Lineage: Eukaryota; Metazoa; Chordata; Actinopteri; Salmoniformes; Salmonidae
Source: RefSeq, a predicted model, not a curated record